AUGUCACCCAUGUGUUUCCCGCUUCUGGUGGCCGCUUCUGUCAUCAAUACUCUCCUGCCAGCGCCAUUGGUGCUUGAUCCAACAUUUACACGUUUGCCCACGGGGUCCGUCAAGCCAUCUGGUUGGGCUUGGAACAUGGCCCUGGUCCAAGCCAAUGGCUUGGCGAGUCAGCAGCCUGUAUGGUUCAGCUACGUGAAAAAUUCCGUCUGGCAAGGCGGGAUGCUCGAAUACAGCGAGAUGCAGGAAGCUGCGCCUUACUGGUUCAACGGAUGGGUUGCGCUCGCAUAUCAGACUCAGAACGAGACUUUGCGCGAAUAUACCAAGACAUUUUUGGACUACGUUUACGCGUCGCAGGAGUCAUCCGGUUAUUUUGGCCCGUAUCCCUUUGACUCAUCCCUUCCAACACUACUCUGGCCGCGGUAUAUGACUAUGCUCGGUCUCAUCCAAUAUGCGGAAGCCGACGCCAGCGAGACUAGCAAAAUAUCCGACCUACUUCAUGCCUUCGUGCCAUACGCAGCUGAGAAAUUCGCGAGCGGCGAUCUCGGUGAUCCAUCUCUCGGUGAGCAAUAUGGGUACCAGCAAGUCCGCUGGGAAGAGGUGGGGGCGCUCGUACAACUCGAAUUGUUCCAAGCUGAUGUAAGGCGGAAGUUUGUGCUCGUAUUGCAGUGGCUAUACGACAACGACCCGCGGGGACAGCAGACUCAGUUGAUCUCGCUCAUGAAGGCCGCCCGUGCACAGGGCUUCUCUUGGAAAGAUGACUUGUUUGUAGAUAACGGCACAUUCCCUAGAACAGCAGUCCCUGCGGCCGAGGCGGGCAUGCACAACCAUGCGCUGAAAUCGGAAGCAUUGGCUUGGCGAAUGACCGGGGAACAGAGCGACAUCGAUAGCACUACCACGGACGUCCUCAAGGCAUUUUCAACACCGAUGAACAUCUGGCCGGUCUUCACCCAUCAAGAGGGAGCGCCCCAGUGGGCGGAUCUCUUGGAGAGGGUUGCCUACAAUUCUCUUCCGGCUCAGGCACGUCUUCUCUGCCUAGUGCACGUCAAUUGGGUUUUGACAGUAAAACCACGUAUUCAGAGUACACCAGAUUGGUGGGCGCACCAAUAUCUCCAGCAGACGAACCAAAUUUGGGUUGCAAACCAUAGUCAGGGUGUAGUAUGGACCGACGGGCCUUAUAGCAACGUGAUGGGGAUGGAGCCAAAUUACCCGUGCUGUUCAGGCACUGUCAAUCAUCCACAGGGAUGGCCGAAGUUCUGGAGUAACAGCUUCUUGUUGGCCGACAACGGUACAGCCCUUGUACAUGCCUUCUUAGGACCAGCGACAGUCUCUACGAAGCUCGCAGAUGGUGUGUCGACUAGCAUCACCGUGAAGACAGACUAUCCCUUCGGCUCCACGCUGAUUUACGAAGUCACAUCCUCCGCGCCGUUCACAUUCUACAUCCGCAUUCCCAGUUGGGCCCAGUUGACCAGUACGAUUGCCGUCAACGGUGGAGAUGCCUCGGCGCUGUCGCCCGAUACAUCGAGCUCGUUGCAGAGUGUACGUGUCGGAGCGGGCAUAACAUCCGUCGAGCUAUUCCUUGACAUGCAGACCGAGAUCGAGCAGAGGUCUAAUGGCAGUAUUGCUGUGUACCGUGGUCCGCUCUUGUAUGCGGUUGAUCUGGGCCAUAACGACACCACGACGCUCGCUAUGAGGUCUUCAGGGCCACUGGAGUUCCUGGAGACGUUGCCGAAUGUCCCGGCGGCCGACCUUACAUUGUACGACAACCACACGCACGACCACACAUGGGUCGUCACCACGCCAUGGAAUGUUGCAAUCGACCCGUCGACGUUGGAGUUCCACGAGCAAACCAUAUCCGAGUUGCCCUAUUAUGUCUGGGAAACAGGAGCACAGCCUCAGUCGAUGACAGCGACCGCAUGUGAGGUAGAGUGGCCGACAUUGCUUGGCGACGCGGAUUGGCCACCUGCUAAUGCAAGCUGCCUGGGCGGGUCAUUCGAGGUGACAUUAAGGCCGUUUGUCCAGCCUGCGGGACAGCGACACGCUUGUACGGGCGGUCAAGGCCACCGAGUGGUAAAGGCGCGGAUGCGGGUCAGCGGGAACGUAGAUGAGCAUGUAGGCAAACGCUUGCAAGCCACUUGGGUGGACAGGGGCGAGUUGCACCCUCAAGAAGGCGUCUGCGGGGUGGCCGUGGCGGUCCUCUUUCGUGUUCAAGCCCUUGGGCAAGCUGAAGCCGCUGUAGUCAUCGCAGCGCACGACGUCGUUCUCCUGUGUCCUGUCAGGUGGCCACGCAAGAGUCGGCUGCACGAGGUUAUGGUCCCGGACGUACUGCCCGGUGUGCGCGUCGACAUCCAGCGCAUUACCGUGAUCGAGAACACCGCCCUGCGAGCCGUGCGCUCAUCCACCAGCAUCGCGUGGGUACUCACAGAUCUUUUUCGCGUCGAAGUGGAGACAUUUUCCGAUUACUUCUCUGCGCGCGGUUGUGUCGCGGUCAAACAGGGUUUACUUACAGGGACAGAGCUUUCGAGUGCGGUCUUGACAGAAUUUCAUACAGCAGAGCAAGAAGUCUGCAAGCCUUGCGCAUAUGUCAGUGGCCCGCCUUUUUGA
This is a messenger RNA of Postia placenta MAD-698-R-SB12, 2601 nucleotides long. RefSeq lists its product as hypothetical. The record is from RefSeq and is a predicted model, not a curated record. Lineage: Eukaryota; Fungi; Basidiomycota; Agaricomycetes; Polyporales; Adustoporiaceae. Bases 1 to 2601 code for a protein of 866 amino acids. The transcript is spliced from 19 exons.